Molecule: messenger RNA, 249 nt
Organism: Lodderomyces oxycetoniae
Lineage: Eukaryota; Fungi; Ascomycota; Pichiomycetes; Serinales; Debaryomycetaceae
Product: proteasome regulatory particle lid subunit
Exons: 1
Coding region: 1-249 (82 amino acids)
Biological process (GO): proteasome assembly; double-strand break repair via homologous recombination; mRNA export from nucleus
Cellular component (GO): proteasome regulatory particle, lid subcomplex; proteasome complex
Source: RefSeq, a predicted model, not a curated record
AUGUCAGCUGCAAAAGAGAAUCAAGUUUCUGAAUCCGAACAAGAGGAUCGUAAAAAUAUUAAAUCUUUAGAAGAAGAUGAUGAGUUUGAGGAUUUUCCAGAAGACGUAACGCAAUGGUCAAACGAUAGCAAAAUAAAGGAAGAAAUUUUAUGGGAACAGGACUGGGAUGAUGAUGAUAAUCAAGAUCAGUUUUCACAAAAGUUAAAGGAAGAGUUACUCAGGUCUCAAAAACCUGCCCAAUCUAAAUGA